Messenger RNA from Jaculus jaculus (lesser Egyptian jerboa), 1539 nucleotides. RefSeq names its product calcitonin receptor (gene Calcr). The transcript is spliced from 12 exons. Gene Ontology annotation, cellular component: plasma membrane; axon. Gene Ontology annotation, biological process: positive regulation of cytosolic calcium ion concentration; cell surface receptor signaling pathway; adenylate cyclase-activating G protein-coupled receptor signaling pathway. Gene Ontology annotation, molecular function: calcitonin receptor activity; amylin receptor activity. NCBI's taxonomy places the organism in Eukaryota, Metazoa, Chordata, Mammalia, Rodentia, Dipodidae. The coding region runs from base 16 to 1446 and encodes 476 amino acids. The record is from RefSeq and is a predicted model, not a curated record.
UCUACACCAGACAAAAUGAAGCUCAGUUUAACACUCCGAGUCGCGGGACUGUUCAUUCUUCUGAACCAACCAUCUCCAGCUCUCCCUUACUUUUCAAAUUUCACCUUGCCAACCAAUGAGCCUGACGAGCCAUUCCUGUACACGGUUGGACGCCAGAAGCUGAUUGAUGCCCAGUACAAAUGCUACCACCGGAUGGAACAGUUACCUCCAUAUGAAGGAGAAGGUCCCUACUGCAACCGCACCUGGGAUGGAUGGAUGUGCUGGGAUGACACUCCAGCUGGAGUGAUGGCCUACCAGUUAUGCCCAGAUUACUUUCCAGACUUUGACCCAGCAGAAAGUGUUACAAAAUACUGUGAUGAAAAUGGGGAUUGGUUUAAACACCCUGACAGCAAUCGAACCUGGUCCAACUAUACUAUGUGUAAUGCUUUCACUCCUGACAAACUGCAGAAUGCAUACGUUCUGUACUAUCUGGCUCUUGUGGGUCAUUCUUUGUCCAUUUUCACUUUGGUGAUUUCCCUGGGGAUCUUUGUGUGUUUCAGGAGCCUUAGUUGCCAACGGGUGACUCUGCACAAACACAUGUUCCUUACUUACAUUCUGAAUUCCAUGAUUAUUAUCAUCCACCUGGUGGAAGUCAUCCCCAAUGGAGACCUGGUGCGCAGGGAUCCGGUAAGCUGCAAGAUUCUGCACUUCUUCCACCAGUACAUGAUGGCCUGCAAUUACUUCUGGAUGCUCUGCGAGGGGAUCUAUCUGCAUACACUCAUUGUGGUGUCUGUGUUUACUGAGGAGCAACGUCUGCGCUAUUAUUACUUUCUUGGCUGGGGGUUCCCAUUGGUGCCCACCGUCAUCCAUGCCAUUACUCGGGCUCUUUACUACGAUGACAACUGCUGGCUGAGUGUGGAAACCCAUCUGCUUUACAUCAUCCACGGACCUGUCAUGGCGGCUUUAGUGGUCAACUUCUUCUUUCUGCUCAACAUUGUCCGGGUGCUUGUGACCAAGAUGAGAGAAACCCAUGAGGCUGAAUCACACAUGUACCUGAAGGCUGUGAAGGCCACCAUGGUUCUAGUGCCCCUGCUGGGGAUCCAGUUUGUCGUCUUUCCCUGGAGGCCCUCCAACAAGAUACUUGGGAAGAUAUAUGAUUACCUCAUGCACUCUCUGAUUCAUUUCCAGGGAUUCUUCGUGGCGACUAUCUACUGCUUCUGCAACAAUGAGGUGCAAACCACUCUGAAGCGCCAGUGGACUCAAUUUAAGCUCCAGCACUGGGGAACCGCCCUGACCAACCGCACUGCUCCUCAGGCUUCUCCGGCUGCUACUGCCUCGGCUGAGGCUGGCGACAUCGACUUACCGGUUUACAUCUGCCAUCGGGAACCACCAAGGGCCAACAACCAAGUUCUGGAGGGUGCUGAAAUCAUCCCUUUGAACACCGUUGAGCAAGAAUCAUCCGCUUGAGUGUGAAGCAAACCCAGCAUUGUGAUCACUGAGCCUUCAUUCCCUGGGGGAAGAUCCGACCAUGCAUUUAAAGUGAUCCUCACCCUCCCAGGA